GUUAUGCAAAAGAUCACUCCUUGCCUACAAGUAAGUUUUCUCCUCGAUCUAAAAAAUGUAUCUUUAUUGGAUACCCUAAUGGACACUAAUUCAAUUUGCCAUGAUGAAUUAAGAAAAUCCAUGCCUUUACAAUAUUUUGAUGAUGAUGAUCCACCAGAAGUUGAUCAACCCACCAUCAUACGACCCAAACAAGCUUGCCCAAGGAAUGUUGAUAGUGCUAACUCAAGCGUCCAUGCUUGCAAUGCUACAUAUGAAGAGGGAGACGCAAACCCAACAAUUACUAGAACUUCUGAUGCAAGCCAUGGUGAUGUGGCCAAUCCCAUUAAUUCCGAUUCAAGGCCACAACGCGAGAGAAGGAAGCCAACCUAUCUCAUAGACUACAUCUUAAAUGGGGUUCAAACAAAUACCAACACUUCUUUGACCUCAAGUACGUCGUAUUCUAUUUCUCAUUUUAUUGCAUAUGAUAAAUUUAGUCCUACUCACCGUUCUUUUCUAGCGGCCAUCUCCACUAAAGAUGAGCCAAAAUCCUUUUCUGAGGCUAUCCAAGAUCCCAAAUGGAGACAAGCAAUGAAAGCCGAAAUUGAUGCUCUCGAGAAAAAUAAUACUUGGACUUUGGAGACGCUUCCUCCUGACAAAAGACUUAUAGGUUGCAAAUGGGUUUAUAAAAUCAAAUAUAAUGCUGAUGGGAAAAUUGAAAGAUAUAAGGCACGCCUUGUCACAAAGGGAUUUACCCAAGUUGAAGGCAUAGAUUACCAUGAUACCUUUGCCCCUGUUGCCAAGCUAGUUACUGUUCGAUGCUUACCAGCUAUCGCCACUGCUCGUAAUAAUUCAUCUCUUUGUCAGAAAUUGAAAGAAUUUCUCCAUAUAAUGUUUCACAUCAAAGAUCUUGGCAAGCUCAAAUACUUCCUAGGUAUUGAAGUGGCUCGGCAUCCCUCUGGAAUUUUCCUUUGUCAACGAAAAUAUACACUUGACAUCCUUACUGAAGCUGGAAUGCUUGGAACCAAGCCAUGCCUUUUUCCUAUGAAGCAAAAGCUGAAACUCACUCCUAGUACUGGUUCCCCUCUAUCUGAUCCUAUGCAAUACAGGAGACUGGUUGGAAAGAUAAUAUAUUUGACUAUAACUCGCCCUGAAAUUUCAUUCGCUGUCCAUACUCUUAGUCAAUUUAUGCAAGCUCCUCGACAACCUCAUCUAGAUGCAACAAUGCGGGUUUUGCGAUACUUGAAAUCCUCACCUAGACAAGGGAUUUUCCUCUCUUCAUCAAGUUCUUUACAACUUUCAGCCUAUUGUGAUUCUGAUUGGGCUAGUUGCCCCACAACAAGGAGAUCUACAACUGGCUACCUCACUUUGCUUGGCAACUCACCUAUAUCGUGGAAAACCAAAAAACAAUCCACAGUCUCAAGAUCAUCAGCAGAAGCUGAAUAUAGAGCUAUGGCUUCCACUAUUAGUGAACUCCUAUGGCUCAAAGGCUUGCUCAAGAUAUUAGGAGUUGAUACUUCUCAACCAAUGCAAUUGCAUUGUGACAAUCAAGCAGCUAUUCACAUAGCCACAAAUCCAGUCUUUCAUGAACGCACAAAACACAUUGAACUUGAUUGUCAUUUUAUUCGUCAUUGGAUUCAAGUUGGUCUUAUUAAGACUUCUCAUGUUCGCUCCAACCUACAAGUGGCUGAUAUAUUUACAAAGGCAUUGGGAGGUGAUCAAUUUCAAUUUCUUCCCCACAAGUUGGGCAUUACAAAUUUACAUGCACCAACUUGAAGGGGGGGUGUUAGAGAUAUUCACUAGCAUAAAAUCUCAAUCACAGC
This is a messenger RNA of Rubroshorea leprosula, 1799 nucleotides long. The record is from the annotation of a GenBank genome assembly. NCBI's taxonomy places the organism in Eukaryota, Viridiplantae, Streptophyta, Magnoliopsida, Malvales, Dipterocarpaceae.